AUGUUUAGUCUAAAUCCACGGCAGUCGAUGCAGUCUGUCCUGCAAUCAAGUGGCAGUGGUGGUCAUUCCAUGCGCAGUUCAUCGUCCUCUUUUGUGUCUGCAACGUAUGGCAAUUGUCAAAGCAGUGGGAGCUAUCGGAACGUGGACGAGUCACUUGUGCCGUCAUUUGAAGUGCUUAAUCCAUACGCAAAGGUUGGAAGCAGUAUGACGGGUGAUGACAAGCGUUGGCAGCCAGUACCAGACUUAUUUCAUUCGAAAGAGUCCCUGUACUUUCGUUCAGCAGUGGGUAAAGUACUUAAAACGGCACAUGAAGAAAUUUCUCCAGCAGAAUUGGAAGUACGGGCAAAUACACCGGAAUUUAAGGUGGAAGAAGGUGAUUGGAUUGCGCACGAUUCGAAUCAGAAGAACCAAUUUGCACUGAUUACACCUCUCAAGACUGUGGCCAGGAUUCCAGCUAACCUCAUUAUUUCCAAUGAACCAAUUUCGUUAACACAACCAAUUAGUAAUCACAUGGGUGGUUAUCUUCGUAAAAAAGGAGAGAAAAACAAGGCAUUUAAGAAGCGAUACAUGGAACUCAAUGGCAGUGUCUUGGCUUAUUACAAGAAGAAACCAGUCAAGAACGGAAUUCCACUGAGUCGUGACGAGAAAAAGACAUUGGAACGAGGACGCAUUGAUUUGGAUCGAGUAUCGUCUUUACAACCUAUGGAAUCCAAGACGGAGCCGUAUGGUAUUCUUUUGGUCACGACGGCGCGUACGUGGGCCAUUUGUGCAGACUCAGAACCUGAGUAUCAGCGGUGGUUAAAGGCUCUUUGUGACGUUGUCAAGUUUAGUGCAGUGCACGUCACGUACAAACGUAUGUUUCAGUUACAGGAAGUGAGUGCAAAAGCUAUUACUGAUGUUCGAAUGGUGGUCACAACGGGUGAUACGGUUGGACAGAUUGUGGAGCAUAUAUUCAACUGCUACGAGCAAGCUCUGGAUGCAGCGCCGUUGAGACCAUACAAUCCAGCAGAAUACCGACUGAAAAUCACUGGAUACCGUGACUAUAUGAUUGACAGGUUCCGUGUGCUAAAUGAAUAUGUUCACGUUCGUGAGUGUCUUUUGACCAAGAAGACAAUUCGUUUGACUGUGAUUCACGAGUCAGUGAUCCAGGAGACAGCUAUGAUGAGUUUGAGUAUUGGUAGAGAUCUCCCGGUGAAUCGUGGAUCGAUGAACCAUAUCGUUAACCAGUUUGCAGAUAUGUUUGAUGGUGAGCGGGGAACGUCGUUGCAGAUGACAACCUUGGGCGAUGAAUGGGAACGUCCGUCAGUAGACCGCAACCCGUCGUUACCCAGCGGAAUAAUUCAACAGCCUUUUGCUAUCCGCAUUCGUCGAGUACUGAAUAUUCCUCGUACGACGUGCGUAAGGAAGCGCUCAAGUGAAGAAGCCAUUGUGAGUCGGGUUCCUUUGAUUAGCUCGAGUGUGAUUGUUCGCAUCGAGCUGUAUGACGGUAGUCAUCUACUAGAUAAUGCUGUGAUCGACACGACAGACGUUCGACUGAAGGCUCAACGGAAUGACUUGCUGUACGCCGAAUGGGAAGACGCUGUGUGGCACAAGUUUAACAUUGAUAUUUGCAACAUCACGCGCACGAUGCGAGUCCAGCUUACAGUUCUGGGCGUGAAGAAAGUUGUUGGAGGUUCAACCUCGAGCAUGGACGCGGUCGAGGAAAAGAUGCUGGUGACUGGUGUGAACGCGUUCGAGGUGGAUGACUCGCUUACACAGGGGCAGCAGUAUGUGCACAUGUACAACAACCUGCACACGUGUAUCCAAGGUCCUGUGCCUCACGUGGCACUGCCUAACGAGCCCUUAAUUCAAGUAGAGUUUUCCAGGUUUGAUACGCCGAUCAAGUUCAACUGGGAUGAUGAUGGAUCAUCUCUGAGUGAUCGCUCUCAACGCCGUAGUAUGAUUACAGGUAGUCGAUCUGUGAUGCUGCGUAAAGAGGGGUGGCUCCAGAAAGUGGGCAACUUUUCGUCUUUCACUCGAUGGCGUCGCCGUUGGUUUGUUGUGGAUCAGACCACUUGCACGCUUAGUUACGCUGACGACGAGACUGCUCCUCGUAAGCUGAUCACUUUGCAUAAUUGCUCAGUCAUGACUGCAGAUGACAUGAACCAGAAGUUUACGACGGCUCCUGUGAAUAAGGGUACGCGGAAACUUCGCCAGACGUGGUGUUUUAAAGUUCGGCCUUCGGGUUCGUCUCGUGAUUAUAUUAUCUCUGCUGAAACCAAGCAAGAUCGCGAGGAAUGGAUGCUUGCCAUACAGACUGUUGCAAAGAAUGAUUCAAACAUUGACUUUGGGAGCACCAAUGGAGGCUUUGAGGAUUUGAGUAUGUUCCUUGCCGCUGAAAGUCCCUGUGCUGAAAGAAACAACGAUCAUCUUGACGGCAAAAACAUUUUAGAGAGUAUUGCUCAGGACCGACGUGAUUCGACCUCCCGCAGUAGUAGGCACAGCUUGUCUCAACAUGAAUCUACCCAGUUAAACGAACUACGCAAGCUCAUUUUGCUAGACCCGCUGUACCGGUUUAGUCCGUAUCAAAAGGAGCAGCUAUGGAUGCACCGCGAAGAAUUCAUUGAUAUACCAGCUGCCCUUCCCCGAAUUCUUUCGUGUGUUCACUGGGAAGACCGUGAGGAGUGUGAGGAGGCAUUGAACUUGCUUCCGACUUGGUCUGUACCUGACCACCAAGCAGCGUAUGUCGAGCUGUUGAAUGGCGAGUUUGCUCACGAAGGCGUGCGCUCAUUCGCAGUAAAGAAGCUAGGUCAAAUGGCUGAUACGACGUUUAGCUACUUCUUGCCACAACUCGUGCAAGCCAUUAAGUUCGAGAACCAUCACGUUUCGCCCCUGUCCAUGCUCCUCAUAGAACGAGCAAUUAAGAACCCGAACCAGAUUGGUUUUGAUCUCUUCUGGAGCAUGAAGGUGGAGGCGCACAACGACCAGUACCGUGAGCGGUAUGGUACGAUCUUGAACGCGUACUUGGACGUCUGCAGCUCAAAGAUGCGCGCUAUUCUUAAGCUGCAGGACAAGCUAUUCUCGGAGGGGGGAAUGCUUGAGCGCAUUUGUCAGAGCGUGAAAGCGAAGAGGAAGGAUGGCGCGGCUGAAAUGAAACGUGCGAUGCAGCUCGGCUUGGAGGCAUUGAACGAGCUUCUGCCAGGUUCGUUCCAACUGCCGCUUGACCCUCGUAUUGAAGUGGGCAAGAUUAUCGUAAGCAAGUGCCGCGUGAUGGAUUCGGCGAAGAAGCCAUUGUGGUUGGUGUUUGAGAAUGCUGAGGAGGGAGGCGAUCCUGUAACAGUAAUGUUCAAGGCCGGCGAUGAUGUUCGUCAGGAUUGUUUGACGCUGCAAUUGAUCCGUUUGAUGGACGAGAUGUGGCGAGACGAGGGUCUAGAUUUGGCAAUGGAGCCGUACAAGUGUGUGGCGACAUCACCAAUGACUGGCAUUCUUCAGAUGGUACCAAACUCGGUCACGACGGCUGAGGUGCACAGACGUGAUGGUAUGAUGGGGACAUUUAAGGAUCCUAGUUUUUCUGACUGGAUUUGUGCAAACAAUCCUGAUCCAAGAAGUCGAAAGGCUGCUGUUGAUCUUUUCAGCCGCUCCUGUGCGGGCUACUGUGUGGCUACGUGUGUGCUUGGCAUUGGUGAUCGACACAACGACAAUAUCAUGAUCGCAUCAUCGGGUCGCUACUUUCACAUUGACUUUGGCCACUUCCUUGGUCAUCUCAAGUACUACAAGCUGGGAAUUCGUCGUGAGCGAACUCCUUUUGUGUUUACGAAUGAAAUGGCAUACGUGCUAGGUGGAGUCGAAGGGAAAGACUUUUCUAAGUUUGUCGAUACCGCUUGCACGGCGUACUGCGUGCUUCGAAGGCAAAUGCAUCUCCUGGUGUCGCUGUUGCUGCUGAUGGUGCCGGCAGAUAUGCCCGAGUUGACAGGACGCGAUGAUAUCAAUCACAUCGUGACGACUUUGGCACCCGAGGUAUCGGACGAUCGUGCUCGCGAGUCAUUUGAGCAGACGAUUCAUUUCUGCCUUGACAGCCGAUUCAAGCGUUUUGAUAACUACUUGCACAACAUUGCCCACGCGUUUGGAUAA
Messenger RNA from Peronospora farinosa, 4110 nucleotides. NCBI's taxonomy places the organism in Eukaryota, Oomycota, Peronosporomycetes, Peronosporales, Peronosporaceae. The record is from the annotation of a GenBank genome assembly.